CUUUGUAGCUAGACUUCUGCUGAAGCUCGGACGAACGGCGGAACCUGUGUUUCUCGGAUGGAACUCGGGGCAACGCGACACCUUAAGGUCCUGUUGUUCUGGAGACUUUUAAUUUCCUUGGAAGGUUCCAGACUCCGACUGGAUGAAUCCCCCCCUCUGAUAAUUGAACAUCCGACUGACCUGGCUGUCUGCAGGGGAGAGCCUGCUACCUUGAACUGUCGGGCAGAGGGGAAGCCUCCACCGGUCAUCGAGUGGUACAGGAAUGGUGAACGGGUGGAGACGAGCGAAGAUGACCCUCAGUCCCAGCGCACUCUUCUACCACAUGGCUCCCUCUUCUUCUAUCAGUUAAACCAGGGACGCAAAGGGAAAUCUGAUGAGGGUAUAUAUACAUGUGUGGCACGUAACCGCCUGGGAUAUGUCGUAAGCAACAAUGCAUCACUUUACGUGGCAUCCUUGCGGGAUGACUUUAGACUGCAGCCAAGCGAUGUAGUGGUGGCCUUGGGUGAACAGGCAGAAAUACAGUGCUUGCCACCUCGAGGCUACCCAGAGCCCACCGUCACAUGGAAGAAGAAUGGGGCACCUCUGAAUGUAAAAGACGACCGUUACAGAAUCACUGUUGGGAAGCUCAUCAUUUCCCAGACUCACUGGAGUGACUCGGGAGUGUACAUCUGCAUAGCGAUGAAUAAAGUGGGACGGCGGGAGAGCAGGGCUGCACGUAUGUCCAUAUUAGAAAAGCCGACCUUUGUCCAGAGGCCGAGUGGUGUGACAGUAACAGCUGGGGAUACCGUGACAUUUCCCUGUGAGGUCCGUGGUGAUCCAAUGCCACGUGUACACUGGCUGAAGGAAAAUGGUGACCUUCCCACAGGGAGGUAUGAGGUGAACUCUGACAACACAAUAACGAUACACUACACUACUCUCAAUGAUGCAGGCCGCUACACCUGCCUCGCAGAAAAUCUGGUGGGUGCAGCCUCUGUGUCCGUCUCCCUCUUUGUGCAAGAUGCUGUUGAUUCUGGCCAGAGAGACAAGGAGAAAGACACUCAUCGGGAGUUGUUGGAUGUUAGGAUUUACCUUGACAACGUUACUGUUCUUCCAUCAUCUGCACAUGUCUAUCUCCACUGGAAGGUUAUUUCCCCAUCCCAAUACAUCGAAGGAUUUAUAGUUUCCUUUCGUUCUCUGUUGCCUCUGAGUGUGGAAUGGAUGGAGCAGCAGGUUGCCCAUCCCCUUGAGAGGAGCAUGGUCCUGACUUCCCUAAAGAGGGGCUACAUGUACGAGUUCAAGAUUCAGGCAUACAGUGGCAGAUUCCGCAGUCCAGACAGCAAUACAAAGCAUGGAAAGGUUCCCGAGGAAGUGCCGGAUGCUGCUCCCCACAGUGUGAUUGUAGCAACGACGGAAAGUAGGAAUGGCAGCAUUGUGAUCAGCUGGGAACCCCCUCCUCCUGAGUCACACAACGGCAUCAUUAAAGGUUACAAGGUUUGGUGUUUUGGAAAUGAGACUCAACAUCACAGAAAUUGGACAGUGGAUGGCAGUACACACCGCCUGGAGAUUCCUGCACUGAAUUCUGGGAUUGAGUACCAUGUGCAGAUCGCAGCCAUCAAUGGUGCUGGAGUUGGAGUACACACCAAACCACAAUCUGUCUAUCUAGACCCUUUAGCUCAGGAAAAGUCAAUGGAGUCUUCGAUCCUUGGACUGGUGCUGGAGAUUGUGAAGCAGCCAGUCUUCAUUGCGAGUGCUGGGAGUGUUCUCUGGGUCAUCCUGAUGAUUUUCAGCGCGUGUUUGUACUGGCACCGCCGCACAAGAAGCUGUCAAAUUCAGAAGAAACGCAGGCUCAGCAAAGGUUUGUACAGACUGACUAAUGAAGACAUUAUUAUCAAGCACAGGAUGAACUUGACUGACUCUCCCUGGUUGUCGAAUUCCUGGAAAUCGAACAGCUGCUCCAAGAGCUUCAGUCCUGGGAAUAGUCAGCCUCUCUGGCUCCACGGUCAGGAGAAACAAGCGUACUGGUCAACAGGUUCAUCAAUUGAGAAGGACCAGGGUUUGAGAGACCAAAAUCCCUUGAUAUUACCCGAUAACAGUCUGUACGGGACGUUCAGUGUUGAUAUUAAAGGAAAGGAUUUGAAGACGUUUAGCACGCCUCUCUCACAGAGAUCUACAAACUCGAGCUACACCAUCCAGGUGACUCCAAACCAGAGUCCUUUGCCAUUACUGAAAAACAACACCAACAGAAACAAUAUCAACAGCUUUGGCCAGGAGGUCACAAAGCUACAAUGGAAACCAACACCCUACCGACAGGCCAAUCCAGAAUCAUGGGACAAAAACUGCAAUAACGAAAGUAACAGAUCUGUGAUCACUGUUGGUCGGAACCCAGUUACCAGUCCAGGAUUCAGCCGCAAAGGUGAUGGAAAAAAGGUGAUGAAGACUUUCUGUUCACCAAAGGCCCAGCAUCACAACUUCAGACUCAAAUUGGUGGACGCUCUCCCACCUCCACCACCUCUCCCAGUAGAGCAAUCUCAGCACAUCCACAGCACACAGCAAGGGUCAAGCAAAUCUAAGAAGCUGUCAGAAUCCAGCAUGAUGUCCGCAGGAGCACAGAGAGAGGGAAGCUGCUCUCCUCUGGAAGAUGAUGAGAUGUCCUAUCAGACCACAUGCUACAGCCGCCUGUCCACUGCCACCCUCUCACUGUCAGCAAACGACGGCGCGGACAACAGCCACCGGCCAGAACCAGUCGAUCAGUUCCUGGAGCUGACAGAUGAGGGUAACCUAAGACACUUCAUAGACAGCUCAUCCUCCUUUCAAAGACCUUUCUCGCCUCCCCACACGUAUGGGUACAUCUGUGGGCCACUGCCCUCCGACCUGGAAACAGAUGAUGCAGACUACGAUGAUGAGGAUGAUGACCUGGAUGUGGAGGUGGCCCGUGUGAACUCACGCAGGUUCUUCCACAGACUCUGCCGCACUCCAACCUCCAGCAUUAGUGAGUGCGAGAGCUCCCUCGCUGGCUCGUUGGCCAAUGGCUGGGGCUCUGUCUCCGAGGACAAUUUCACCAGUGCCCGCUGCAGCAUGGUCAGCUCCUCCGAUGGCUCCUUCCUCAUGGAUGCCAACUUCGCCCAGGCCCUUGCUGUGGCAGUUGACAGUUUUUGCUUCAGUCUGAAACAAACGGAGAUGGCAACUCCUUACGCAGCUCUCCCUGCAGCCUCCUCUAUGCCUGCUGCCUUCUCUGAUGCUGGGCUACCAUGUAAUCGCUCUGAAGGAUCAGAGACCACAAGUGAACCUGGUCAGAUUUGGGAUUGGAAUAUGUCUUGGGCUGAUGAGAUAGAAGACAGAAUCUCCCAAAAGGAGGAAAUGGCAGCAAAGAAGCAGACUGCUACUGGAAAAGACCCCAGUGGACUCUUCAACAAAAUGUCAGGCCAGCAACAACAGGCCAAAUAUAUCACUGGAGAGAGUGAGGACUGCAGAUACUGGAUAUCAGAGUCGGGGGUGUGGUGCUGGGAAAGCACAGCAGAUGGAUACAACUCCAAAGUCGACAUCCAGGCGAACCCUGCGCUGAAUGCAGUACAUGUAUCAUUCGCUACAGUUGGAGCCCCGGUACACAAGAGUUUUGCUGUUCGGAGGAAAGUGGAGAAAGUUGGAUUGAUGAAUUUUCCAACAGAUACCAAUGGUCUUACCAUGGUUAAGGUCUAAGAACAUGAGUGGAUUGGAAUUCCUGACCCAUCUCUGUACAUACAGAAACCUACAGACAUCAGGAUCCAGAUCCAUAAGGAAGGGAGAGAUGGCUGUUUGUAGGAUGGAGACAUUCCAAUGGUUAUCGAUGGGCAGCUAGGGCACUUAGUCAUUUUCAUUUUUACUCAACAAAGACUGCGCUUAUCAAAAUGGAGGAGGUUUCAAUGUGUAGUCUGUGUAGCAUUUAUAGGGAACUUGGUAGUUUUGAACCACAAAGGACCAGACAGCUAAACUUUCAAUCUAUUCAAAAUCCAGGGCUACAAACAAAACAGUGAAUGUGUACAGUUAGAUUUUAGAAAACAGUGAUAUGAAGAGUGACUGACUGGAUCUAGACAUUGGUUUGUAGAUUGUGUAGAUUGACAUGUGAGGCCCGAAUGGGGGAGAUGAUUAAAUUCAAAAGCAAGGCUGGUGUUCUUGGAGUUUCUGAGUACGUGUACACAGACAUCCUGCCAGCAUACAUCAGCUUUUAACUUAUCUCAUUACUAAUUAAUCUAACAGAUGUAUUUAAAUAAAACUGACCUUGAAAGCCAGUCUGGAGUGACAUUAAAAACUCAAUAAUAUACAUCAAAGAAGUCCAAAGUCUCAACGAUAUAAGGUCAGUUGAGACGAUGGUGUUGGAUGACAACUCACCAAUAUCCAUUGCCUAUUAUUGGUCAAAGAUGAAAAAAGAUCAAAGCGGAUGGUUGGAAAAAAAAAUCAUCACCUAACAAACUUGCGAGGCCCUUUCUCUGAAGACCUAGUAUUGGCAGUAAGUUACUUCAGUUCCAAGUGUAAAUCUAACUGUACUUAUUAUUUUCCUGAUAAAAAAAUACAUUUUAAAAAGAAAAGAA
Hemiscyllium ocellatum (epaulette shark) is the source of this 4544-nucleotide messenger RNA. RefSeq names its product roundabout, axon guidance receptor, homolog 4 (Drosophila) (gene robo4). Bases 58 to 3675 code for a protein of 1205 amino acids. Gene Ontology annotation, biological process: axon guidance; cell-cell adhesion. The transcript has 21 exons. Gene Ontology annotation, cellular component: plasma membrane; axon. The record is from RefSeq and is a predicted model, not a curated record. Lineage: Eukaryota; Metazoa; Chordata; Chondrichthyes; Orectolobiformes; Hemiscylliidae. Gene Ontology annotation, molecular function: protein binding.